Molecule: messenger RNA, 3520 nt
Organism: Catharus ustulatus (Swainson's thrush)
Lineage: Eukaryota; Metazoa; Chordata; Aves; Passeriformes; Turdidae
Gene: LRRC56
Product: leucine rich repeat containing 56
Exons: 15
Coding region: 259-2148 (629 amino acids)
Molecular function (GO): protein binding
Source: RefSeq, a predicted model, not a curated record
UCGCUCACUUGCCCACAGAUGCACACAAAUACCUGCGCCGCCACCACCUGCCUGCCCCCUCCGCGCCUCGCUCCGGGCCUGGCGACGCCUGGCACCGCCAUGGAACUGGUCUGCCCUGGAGGGUGCCAGCGCCCUGCAGUGCCAGAUCACAUCAGGCUGUAAGAUACCUGAGGACUGUUUGUUUGCAGACUGCUGGAAGACAGAGACAGAAUCACCUAUUGGAAGCUUCACCAAUUCCUGUUCAUUUGAGUAGCACUGAUGGAAUUAAUCCAGAGUAAUGCAUUCUGUGGAGUUCCUGUGAAGGUGAGAUCAGAAUCAGGUCCAUUGUCUCCAGGCUCAUCUGAAGACCAGGAGACUGAUUUGAAUUGGCAAGGCAACCCAAAUCCCAGUCCAUUGACUAGAGAUGAUGGAGAGCUGCUUAUGGAUGAACAUCUUUCCCCCAGGAAACUGAAAAUUUUGGCAGGGGUAGAUGAUCUGAAGCAAGUGAAGGUCCUAGAGAUGCGAGUAGACACCAGAGACGUCAGCUUGGGGAACUUUGGUGUGCAUCUGCCUAAUCUGAGAGAACUGAAGUUGAACAAUAGCUUGCUUGCAUCUGUGAGGGAUCUUGGAACCUCACUGUCCCAUCUCCGUAUCCUGUGGAUGGCUCGGUGUGGGCUCUCAGAUUUAGAUGGGAUCUCUUCCUGCAGCUCUCUAAAAGAACUCUACAUAGCUUACAACAAUAUCUCCGACCUGAGCCAGCUGACCUGGCUGGAUCACCUUGAGGUUUUGGACCUGGAAGGGAACAAUAUUGAGGACAUCAACCAGCUGCAGUUCCUACGACUUUGUUCCAAACUAAGCCACCUGACAGUGGAGGGCAACCUUAUUUGCCUGAAGCCAACUGCAGACUCUGCAGAGGACCCAGACUAUAACUACAGAGCAAAAGUAAAAAAACUCAUUCCCCACUUGAAGUAUUUGGACAGAAUACCAGCAAGCCAGACGGCUCUCCUUCCUUCCAAGAAGAUGCAUGAGGAUUCUCUAAUCAUCAAGGAAUCCAUCAAGGAAGGUGGUUUAGCCAAAGACAUUUCAUGGUUAGAUUCAUAUCUUGGGGAAGUAGCAAAGCAGUCUGGAUGCAGCCCAAAACCCCCAACAACUUCCAGAUCUGGAAAUGCAGAGUGUUCUGCUAAUGUAGGGACAUGUAGUGAUGCCAGCCUCUUGUCCGGUAGCUGUUCUCUUCCAGAUCCCACUGUUUUUCCUGAUAAGCUGUUCAUAGAAGAUGACUCCAGUGAUUUGACACAUGGUGUCCGUCAAAUUAUAUGUGGGAACCCUGCCAAGGCCCUCCAUGAGAGGAGGCAAAAGCUAGGUUCACCUGCUGUGAGCCCUUUGAAACAGUCUGGUCUGAUGACAGAAAACCUUUGUGGCUCUGAAGGAGGAAGAGAUCUGCAUGAGGAAAAGGUGUCCCCUGACCUGGGAGCACAGACGGAGCAGCACAAGGGGUGCCUGCAAGCAGGUCAGCAAGAACAAACCAGCCAAGCACUGAAGGAGAAUGAGGGUGAAGAUAAGGAUAAGGACUUCAUUGAAAGGGUUUCACUUGACCCUUCCUCCCACUCCUCCUCAGGUUUGUCACAGGCUCAGGAGGGUGCAGUGUUCUCCAAUACAAGACGCUAUCUAAUUCCAACCCCUCCAAAAAACCCUUCACCUGCCUCUGCAGUGGAUGUUGUGGCAAGACCGUGGAAAACAAGGAACCACAGGGGCCUAAAAAUACCCAGCCAAGAGGAGGCUAGGCAGGGUACACAGCAACCCCAGUCAAAGGCUCAUAAAGAGAAUUCAGCCCAGCCUCUGGACAAAGAACCUGCUCCCCUGGGUCCGCACAGCACACUGGCUGCCUCUGGAUCCCAAGAGCAGCACCAGUCUGUGGGCAGCACCAGCAAGCAAAGGCCCAUUGCAGGACCAGCAGGUGUUGGGUCAUCAAGGAUCAGGCCCAUCAUGGAUGAGAGCCCUUCUAAAGAGAUCAACCACCAGCGUCCAGCUGCCUGCUCAUCCACAAAAGCCUUGCAGAGGUUUAGGCCAAUGAAUUCUGCUUGGCCCCUGACUGCCAGGUCCAUUCUGCAGCCAUUGGCAGGCAAAUCCACUGCCACAAAAACAUCUCGGAACAGAAGUCUUCAGUCCUAGAAGAUACCCAGUUGCCAGCAUGUGUUGGAGCCAUGUAUAAAAUGCAGCCAUGAAGGAUUAAUGCUAUCUUGCAGCUUCUUUUGCAAGCUAAACAGAGCAGUUCAAAAAAUAACGUUAUUUGCCUCAAUUCAGGAUACAGCUGGACCAGAAAUAUUUUAAGAGCCAUGCCUGAUCAACCAAUGAGCAAACAAACUUCUUAUUACAGAAAAAUGUGGUUAUUUUUGCAACCUAUACACACUGAAACAGAACAAAUCCUGUCAUGCUUCCUCUCAUCCACACCAUGCCCAGCUCUGUGAGUCAGGCAGAGACACCAGACAAAGCAGAGCAUGGAGCCUGUUGUCUGUGGAGUGGGCUGGAGGAGGUGACCUACCAGCAGCCAGUAAUGUGUCUUUUGCAGUCCUGGAUGUUAAACAUGUGAGGGCCAAAACCAAGGGCUUGAGAGGACGUGUUGACCAGAGUGGGUUCUAAUGGAGGAGUAUGUUGCCUGAAGAAAAGCCCAGGAAGUCUGGAUGGUUUCAGAGUUUAUGCCCCCCACAGGAGCUCACCUUAUUCACCUGUUGGAGGUUCUUGUAGGAUGCAUUGCUGUGAGAGGAAAUGCUGAACAAGUGGCUUAUCCAAAUAUUAACAUGUUUGUUUGCUCCAUAGCUACUUGGUAGGAUUUGUCUCACUUCCUAUGAAUAGAAUUUCUCUAGCAGAGCUGACUUCUGUCAUCAGGUGUCAGAGCAUCCUCUGCAUGUGCCUUUCACCUCCAUCCCAUUUCUAGCAUUUUCAGAUGAAACAGACUUUCCAAUUUAUUAUAAUUGGAUAAUAUUAAGUGAUGAUGCAGCAAAGCAGGGAAGUAAGGGAAUAAUGCUUUUUUUUUCAAUAGGGCAUUUGCUUCAUGGGUAAGAUCCAAAACAUCUCCUUUAGUGACUGCAGUCUGUGAGAUGCUGUUCCAAAUGACUGUGCCUUACAACUUUAUUGAUGUUGCAGUCUGAAACCAAGCAUAUCACAUUUUUUUUCCAGUUUAAACUACUAUGUUAGAUUACAUUUUUUAAAUCAGUUUAUAAAACAGUAAUUACACGAUGAGUUAAUUAAUUGGUUUAUGCUUCCUUUGUGCCAGCCAUCUUAACUUAGAGAAGCAGAAUAAUAGACAAAGUCCUAAAACUUCCUUUUGUCAUGGUGCACCUUGCACAACUUUAUCUUACAAAACAGCCUGGAGCUUGAAGCAAGUUUGCCCAGUUUUGAUAUGACCUUGCAGAAAUCUAUCAAAAAUAAUUUUAAACUAUGUGAUAUGUGAUUUUUAUGCAAAACUAUGGAUGAAGUCAGGAUUUCAUCCAGCAACAGUGCCUGUGUCCUUAAAUAGGCUACUAAAUUUGACUUUUUGCCAGUG